This is a messenger RNA of Fopius arisanus, 8797 nucleotides long. RefSeq names its product adherens junction formation factor afadin (gene cno). Bases 350 to 8335 code for a protein of 2661 amino acids. Gene Ontology annotation, biological process: signal transduction. Gene Ontology annotation, molecular function: protein binding. Gene Ontology annotation, cellular component: cell-cell junction. The record is from RefSeq and is a predicted model, not a curated record. NCBI's taxonomy places the organism in Eukaryota, Metazoa, Arthropoda, Insecta, Hymenoptera, Braconidae. The transcript has 21 exons.
GUAGUUCACAUCGUGUCUCCGCGUCCGUUAUCGCGCCAAAAAAAACGUCCCCAAACCCCAAAAACCAAACAAACCAGUGAAACCCCCCCAUCCCCAACCCAACCCCGUGAAAAAAACCCUUAAAACAAUGGAUUACAGUUUCUCCUUGUGAUUUCCCCACCGACAAAAUUAGUGUCACCGGCAUUCCCUCCACAACAAAUAAGUGUCGCCUGAAGUAUGACCAGUUCGUUAAAAAGGUGUGACUCCAACUACAAUUGUGCGAAAAUCCUCUGGAUAGUAGAUACCCGGAUAAAUCAUCCUCCACUCGAUAAUUCUCUUCAUCCCAAUUGAACGCAAUUCACCAAUCACAAUGGCUGCGGAAGCUGCUAACAAAAAGGCUGAACGAGAGGCACUCCGUGGGGUUAUUCAACAAUGGAAUGCCAAUCGUCUGGAUCUCUUCGAACUGUCGGAACCCAACGAGGAUUUGGAAUUUCAUGGUGUCAUGAGAUUUUACUUCCAAGACAGCGGCCAGAAAGUAGCAACAAAGUGCAUUCGUGUGGCAUCAGACGCAACGAGUCAGGCUGUGAUCGAGACCCUUAUCGAAAAAUUUCGUCCUGAUAUGCGCAUGUUAUCAGUACCCGAAUAUGCACUGUACGAAAUCCAUGAGAAUGGAGAGGAGAGAAAGCUGGGACUCGAGGAGAAGCCACUGCUCGUUCAGUUAAAUUGGCAUAUUGAUGAUCGCGAGGGGCGAUUUCUGCUUCGUCGAAUUGACGACAAAACCAAUGCACAGGGGGUCGGUUUUGGCGAGGGCACCAGCUUCAGGCGGAAGUUGAGCAAAAGGGAGAAGAAACAGAUGAAGAAACAGGAGAAACUUAGUCGACUCAAGACUGCUGAGCAGGAUGAGACCACUCUGCCAGUCGAUCAGAAUGGUGUCGCUGAGAAACUUUAUACUGAAUUACCUGAGACGAGCUUUACCCGGAGCAUAUCAAAUCCGGAAGCUGUGAUGCGUCGACGUAGACAGCAAAAACUUGAGAGAAAACUGCAGCAAUUUCGUAGUAAAGACGGUGGUCCCGAUACCGGUGGUACAUUAAAAAUUUAUGGUGAAGCCCUGUGCAAAGAUGUGCCUUACAAGACCCUUUUGUUGAGUGUCAGGGACUCAGCGGCUCAGGUAGUCAGGGAGAUGCUGUCUAAAUACGGCCUCGACAAAGUUGAUCCACAGCAGUAUUGUCUAGUGCAGGUCAAUGGCGAGGCGACGAGCAGUAAUGCCCACCAAGAAUACAUCCUCGAUGACGACGAGUGUCCCCUAGCAAUAUUGAUGAACCAUCCCUCAACACGCGGCUCGAUAAUGUUCCACGUGAGGAGAAGGCCAGCUGACUACGUACCCAGGAAAAGGAAGAAGAAACCAGCUGGUAAAUGGAGUGAAUUUGAUCAUAGAUACGAGGACGAGAGAUUGCCAUUUCUUCUGGAGCUCAAUCCCGAUGGCACUGAUAUUCCGAGUGGAGCUGGCGUUAAGCAUCGUCUCCAGCCAAAUGUCACUGAAGUUGGAUCGGAGAGACCGAUCGGUCCUCAAGCUGUACAAGCGCAAACUCUCACAUUGACUGGUCCAACUGUCAUGCCCAGACACUGUGUCAUUGCCUUCACCGAGAAUAUCGUUACGCUUACGCCCUGCUCCAGGGAUGCACACACUUAUGUUAAUAAUCAGAGGAUACAUCAGACCACUAUUCUGCAGAAUGGUGCCAUCAUAAAAUUCGGUCGAAUGCACACCUUUCGGUUCAUCGAUCCAACACCAGAGGAUCGAAUUAGACAUCGCCAGGAGCCAAGCAGACAAAUGGACUACGUCUACGACAGACGCUCGCCAGACAGAAACAGCCAGGACGUGAAUUCCGAGAAAUACAGAUCUGGCUCAGGAACACCAAACGAUGGUCCAGAUUCAAAUCCACCGAGCCCCACAAAAUCAUCAGCUGCUAAUCCCCGGAGUCCCACAAAUGCACAUCCCAUUGAGAAUACACACAAUUACGAAACAACAUUCGAUUUAGAUGGAAAUGUAGAGACUGCCAGUUUGACCAGCAGUAGAGAUAGCAACAGAUUAUCCCAGCAAUACGAUCGCCAGCCCCGUGGUACAGAUCCAAUUCUCCCAGCUGUUCUCGAAUUUCUUGAGGAGACAGAAGAGGCCUUCCUCCACGCAGUGAUAACCGACGUGGAGCCAUCAGCACCUCAAUUCAAACUCGCACCAACGUACACCCUGUACCUAGCAGCUCGUUACAGAGCAAGUACGCAUUAUCGUCCCGAGCUACAACCAACGGAGAGAGCGCAUCGUUUAACAGUGAUGCUUGCUAAUGUUGCAACAAUGAUUCAACGAGUAAUUCUGGAGCGUUACAUGGACGCCUCGUCCCUCGCCCUGUGGCUGGCGAAUGGUUCUGAGCUUCUCCACAUGUUGAAGAGUGAUCGACACGUGGGUGCAUUCUCCACGAGAGCCCAGGACAUUCUAGCAGAGUCAGUGCAGACAGCAUUUGCCUCACUAGUUCGCUGUGUCUCCCUCGAAUUGGCACCAGCCAUGUCCCAAUUCAUGGCUGAUGCUGACGAGCCAUCGAAGGAGUCGAGUGUUUUGCAAAUAUUUUCAAACACAAUGGCCCUUCUUCGCAGGUGUCGUGUCAAUGCCGCUUUGACUAUUCAACUGUUCAGCCAUUUAUUCCACACGAUAAACGCCACAGCCUUCAAUGCUCUCGUUUCAAACGGCAAUCUGUGCGUCAGGUGGUUUGGCAGGCGUUUGAAAAGCCGAUUAAAUGCCCUGGAAACGUGGGCCGAGAGGCAGGGACUUGAGCUUGCGAGUCAGUGUCAUCUUGCUACGAUAAUGCAGGCAACUCAUCUAUUACAGGCACCCAAGUACAAUGCAGAGGAGCUCGCCACCCUGAGCUCAACUUGUUUCAAAUUGAAUUCACUGCAGGUGAGGGCACUUCUCCAGAAGUAUCAGCCAGCUGCUGAUGAGCCUAGACUACCACCAGAGCUCAUUGAGAAUGUCGUGAGAAUUGCUGAGAGUGUGGCUGAUGCACUUGCCAGGGCUGAUGGUAGGGAGAUCAGGCUGGAAGAGGAUCCCAAUCUCGCGUUGGCACUUCUUCUGCCUGAGGAUGGCUACAGCUGUGAGGUGAUACGUGGUGUACCACCUGGCCUCGCUGAAUUUCUCACACCUCUUCAGAGGGAUGGUCUCUGCAGAAUGGCACCACAACCCACCAGCAGUGGAUACUGGACUAUUUAUAUGAUCGAUCAUCACAGCAAUUUCAGGAGUCCCAGUGCAAUGAGCAAUCGGUCAGGGGGAUUCUCUGGUGGACACUCUGGUAGUCACAGUCAACCAGAAAUUCAAAUAAUCAAACUUCACAAAUCUACUAAUGGUAUGGGACUCAGCAUCGUUGCUGCUAAGGGUGCCGGGCAGGAUCGUCUGGGCAUUUAUAUAAAGAGUGUUGUAGCUGGAGGAGCUGCUGACGCUGACGGUCGAUUAACAGCUGGUGAUCAACUGCUGAAGGUUGAUGGCCAGAGCCUCGUGGGAAUAACUCAGGAAAAGGCUGCUGAAUAUUUAGUACGUACGGGACCAAUAGUAACUCUCGAAGUGGCUAAACAGGGUGCAAUAUAUCAUGGACUUGCUACAUUACUGUCACAGCCAUCUCCUGUAAUGACUCGAGCGCAUAAGGCUCGUCCAAAGUCUGAACAGUUAGAUCAUCCACGCUUGGGAGACACAGCCCAACCAUCAACAUCCUAUUCAGUGGGCAAUCUUUUAUCCACUCCAAUGCUAACAGAUCACUAUCAAGAGCGUCUGGUGGAUUGGGACACUGGGCCCGAAAGGCCCCAACCAGGUCUUCCGAACAAGACUCUUAACCGUCAAAACAUUCACAAUUCGUGUCUUAACAUAUACCCAAUCGACGAGUCCCCAAUGGACGAGGAGUGCACAUGGCCAAGAGCCCAAUGGACCAAUAAACGACCAAUACCAAUAAUCCAAGAGCCCCAAAUGUUCCUAACUAUUCCGAGCCAUCUCGAUCGAUAUCCACCGUAUCCACCACCACCACAACCAAAUGUACCAUCAAACACCCCAGAAGCGAGAUGUAAUUUCUACAGUGAAGACAAGACUGAUCUCACAUUUCCAACAAUGACAUUUACCUGCGAUAAAUCACACGACUCCGAGGCUUUCCUUGGUAUCGCCGAGUCAAUUCCCUUCAUUGAUCAAUUUGACGAGACAUCGGACGACCCCCAAAGCUCCCCCGAAGACGAAUCAAAAGCUCAUCAUUCAAUUCACAAACCAAAUGCAUCAAACUGCUGCUGUCAGAAGCACAAAUGCGAUGAAAAAUUGAAAAAAUUGAAAGCUCUUCAAGACGCUGAUAAUUUGGAAAUUCCAAAUGACAAAAAUGGGGAAUUCCUCUCGAAAACUGGCGGAAAUCCCCAGAGCAAUUCGUCACAACUGCGAAUGCAUCCGAUAAUGCCGGAAUUAAAUUUAGAUCUCACUGGUUUAAAUAGUGAUCCAUCGAGCGCUGACUCGAGCCCAGAAAAAUGCUGGAAAUCACCUGAGGAGAUACGACUCGGCUGUGGCAGAGUUGCUGCUCUAGCUAAACACUUUUCAGGUCUUGGUGACGCUGGUUUAAUAAAAUUCAAGUCGAUAAAACUCGGUUCAUCGAGGCAAUUUGUCUCAGAGCCCGAUAUGGCGUCACCGCGAGGCUUCGGUUGUGUCAGGACAACCGGGGAUUUAAGUAAAUCCGAGACUGAUUUGUCGAGAGUUGAUAAAAAUGUUGCAACAACACCUGAGAGGGAGUGGAGUAUGAUCCUGCUGGAUAUUCAGACCAAGAGUGAAGAGCGAGAGGAAUUCAUUAAAAGGGAAAUUCAGGAAUUGAAGAAGAGCGAUGAGAAACUAUCGGUUGCUGAGCAACAGGAGAUUAUAAAACAGCUCCAGGAAUUUUCGAAUCUUGAUAAUAUCCAUGCACCACUUUACAUUCCAAAUUGCCAGGGAUUUAAAUCGUCGGGGAUUAGUUCAAAGGGAAUUCACGCCACGGGGAUUAGCUCAAAGGGAAUUAAUAUCUCAGGAAUUAAUUCGUCGACUUCGCUGACGGUAAUGGACUCGCAAGGUCAGAAUACUUCAAUCAAAGGAAGCAUGAGUCUUGAUAAUUUGGAGAGGACCUCACCCUCAAUAUCCAGCACAAUAAAGAUCAAUUCCGACAUUGAUAAGGUGAAUAAACUCGAGAAGUACUGGUCACUCAAGGAUUUAAUUUCCACUAACGUUAAAACAUCGCGAGUCACGUCUGAUCCAGUGAUAUUUCACGAGGAAAAUUUUCGUGUUGAAUCGAUUAACACCGAUAAUGUCACAAUAGAAAGUAAAAUAUUUAUCAAUGAUGAUGAAAGAGGGAGUGAAAAUGUGGGAACGAGGGAAUGCGGCUCGAGUCCAGUAAAUUUUUUAUCAGAGGGUCCGAGAAAAACGAAAUUCCCCGAGUCUUUCCUGAGGACGAGGGUGAAAUCCAGGAGUGAGGACAGACUCCUGACGACUGAAGAGAAAGAAAUGAGAAUGGAGGGGAGUAAAUCGUUGGAGAAUCUCGGCGAAUCCCUGAAAAUGGGGGAGAACCAGUGGAAAUUGAAUGAGGAAUUCCGGAGAAAAUUGGCAAGAGUCUCCCUUGGGCAGAGGAAAAUCUUGGAUAAGGGAAAUGUGGAAUGCCACACUCGAUUGAGGGAAUCGAAACCGAUCAGGAAAAAAUCCCUCAUGAUAAUGAGAAAGAAAUCAAAAAGUGAUUUGGAUAUUUCUGAGAGGAAACCAACUCCGAGAUUCGAGAGGGGCGAUUGGGUAUUUCGUGACUUUCCCUCGUUGGAAAUCGAUGGCAAUCGACCUCGUCGCAUGAGUGAACGCGAUCUGCCAUCGCGAAUUGGACAUGAGACGACGCACCAUCAAAUUCACAGCAGCAAAUCGGUGCCGGCACUUCACAACGUAGGAACAAUCGAGGGUAAACAGCAGCACGAAGUUUUCAAUCCAGGAUACAGCAGAGCAUCAUCAAGUAACAGUGUAACACCACCGGUUCAGCCUCCCCCCAUGCCAGCGAUGAAUGGAGCAACAUCCCUGCGAUCACGUUCCAGUCACAAUCUGCACGAUCCCCUGCGAUCAGGCACCCUUCCUCCAUCAGGUCUCGUCAGCAGACAGCAAUCGUCACCGAAUCUCCAUCCACACCAGGUGAGCAACGAGGCCGAGCGUUUCUACCAGAAUCUGAGUGUCUACAGGCACCAGGACGCCGUUGUCAAGCAACAGCCAAGUCCACCGCAACCAGAGGACAGAUCACUCCAGAAGACUUUACGGGGCUCCCAGAACAGCCUGAAUCGUCCAGAUGUUCAAAUCCCUCGAGACCGCCCAAUAUCUGCAUAUAUUCCCCAGGCGCAGGCGUAUCCUGGACAGAUUCAGCAGCAGAUGCAGCAACCGAGGUCUCAGUCAUCCAGGGACAUAAUCCGCCAGGAGGCGAAGCUCCAGGAGAUGCAGGAGGAGGUCAGGAGGAGAGAACUCAGAGGUGGAAAUCCUCAGGUUAAUCAGUACAGGGGGAAUUAUAACGCCAGGGCAAUACCACCCGCUGGAAUCAGGCCGGCAAGACCUCCUGUUGGCUCUACCCCCAAUCUUGCUACUUCACCGACUUAUAAUUAUGGACAGUACGGGUACAAUCAGUACGGACAGUUUAACAAUAAACAAUUGCAGAGUCAGUAUGCAGUUGUGCCGAAGAAGGGUGAUCCUGCCAGGUUGGCAGCUGCCCAGGGCCAUGGGGUCGAUCAGAGGGAAUUCGAGCAGAGGGGAAUGUAUGUGGGUGGAUAUCCCAAUGGACAGUACUCGGGGGAUUCUCUACCUAGGGGACAGAAUGGGAAUGAGACCCAGGGCGAUGAAGUACAGCCACCUGUCAGGCCUGCACUCCCUGAAGACAGCGGCUACAGGGAGAGCCCACCACCUCCACCUCUCAACACUUCUACUCAUCCUUUGUACACCAAGCAGACUGAUUCUGGGUAUACUGCAAGUAUGCAGGAUCCCCCAAGAGGCAGCUACUACCCAACAUCAGUUCCAAGUCAGCCCCGUCAGUAUCAAUACAAUGCGACGAAUCCCUGGCAGCGAGAGGAACGUGAAAAAGAGCAAGCAAGACGCCGAGAGGCAGCGAAAUUGUGGCGAGACCAGCAGAUCGCUGAAUUGUCAUCUCUAUCAAGCCGAACACCUCAACAGGAGGAGCAGCUGAGAGCACUCCAACUGGAGCGUGAUUUCCAAAAGCGUGCCGAGGAAGUGGCAAAUCAGCAGGACGACGACGAUGAGAGUACAGAGAUUGACAACGAGAGUGCACAGAGGGUGCAGGGCCUCCUGAGAAUGGCAGCCUCCCAGGAUCGAGGUAAUCAGGGGAAUUUAUCAGUAUUAAGGACGAGUACGAGGGGACAGCCCCUGUCACCGCAACCUGUGGGCAGUCAAAUCCAGUCGACUAGUGUUUCUCUGCACACGGCGACGAGUCAGGGACAGCAGGGAGGCAUCUACGGGGGAAAUGACGUGAAUAAUAUUCAAAUGCAGACGACUGUUACAUCGAGUUACUCAUCUGGACAGUUCACAGCCCCUGGGAAGCCCCAGGGAUUUGAGGAACGUCAGAGGAGGAUCGAGGAGCUCAAGAGAAAGCAGAAUGAGUUCGAUGAGAAUCAGAGGAAGAGGGAGGAGGACAUCAGGAUGCAGCAAGUUUUUAAUAAAAACCAGAUGCAUCCUGGGAUGCUCAGGCUUGAUAAUCUCGUGAUUAAUGGACCGAGUUCACCACCUGGGGAGGCACCACCUCCCCCUGAGCGGGGCUCUAGUUAUGCUGUUAUGUCUCAGCAGAGUGCACUCAGGUCUAAUACGUCUAGUGCUUCUAAUCCUGGACAGACUGCCAUGAAAAGGGUGUCGUUCCAUGAUCCAAAUGCUAAUAUUGAGAGGAACACUGGCUCUGGUAACUCCAAUCCCACGUCCUUGAGUGGAAUGGACACCAUACGAGAGGAUCCUAAUAACUUUAUAAAUGACGCGGAGAUCUUGCUGGCAUCUCCAAAGACUCCAGAAGGCCCUGGUGGACUAUUUUCCACGGCUACCCCAGGGGUUAUAGGAGCUCAGGAAGUUUACAAAGACCCCAGACAAAAACGAUUGGCUGAAAAGCAGAAGCAACAGCUGAACGCUCAAUUGGGAGAAGUACCCGAAAAAUUGAGUUUUAAGGAAAAAAUGAAGAUGUUCGCGAUGGAAACGGGCGAGGACGGCACCCCCAGGGACAAAGUGAAAAUAUCCCGUGCCCAACGGGAAAUUGACAAUAUCGGAAAUCCACUGAGUCCAAACAACAAUAACAACAAUAACACUAAUAAUAGGAGUUAGACGAUUGAUACGACAUGUAAAUACCUUCAACUAGGGAGAAUGCAGUAUUUUCUUUUUGUUUUCAUUUUUAUUUGUUAUUUGAUAACAAAUCCAGAGUCUAAACAAUAUCAGUUUUGUUUGGAUCCUCUAGCAAACGAGUUUACGUUGUUAAUCUCUGUAAAAUCUAUUUCCAAUCGAUUUAAAUAACCACGAAUCACGAGUUGACGAUAUUGUUUUGUGAAUAAUUAAGACACGACGAGUUCAGAUUAUGCCUAGUUUAUUAAUUAACGUAGAAAUUUAAUAGUUAUUUCAGAAUUCACUUUUUUAACUCGAUUUAUUAUUAUAAAGACAAAGUAAUCAAAUUAGAAUAUAUUUAUUAUGAAUCAAACAUAAUAUCUAUAUUUGAUAUAAACUUAAAAAUACAUUGAAAAUAAUUACAUAGAUCCAUUGAAAAAUUAUGAAAUUGUGCUAGAAAUUCUAAAA